AUGAAUGAGACAGUCAGUGGCUUAAGUUCAGAUGAAUUUAUUAGCCUACGUGAAAAGCUGAGAAAUUUGGUAAUAAAAGAAAGAAUUUCAGUCACUCAACGUGAUCACAAGUUGAGUCUAGAAAUGAUUGCUCAUACUAAUCAAUCUAAAACAAGUUUGUUUGGGACGUACCAACUUAAAUUCAGGCCACAACCAAGUCGAUUAAUUGACGAUAUCCAAUGUCGGGGUUUAGUGGUACUUUUGGACUUUUAA
Messenger RNA from Clunio marinus, 252 nucleotides. The record is from the annotation of a GenBank genome assembly. Lineage: Eukaryota; Metazoa; Arthropoda; Insecta; Diptera; Chironomidae.